Talpa occidentalis (Iberian mole) is the source of this 8087-nucleotide messenger RNA. RefSeq names its product GLI family zinc finger 3 (gene GLI3). The coding region runs from base 101 to 4864 and encodes 1587 amino acids. Gene Ontology annotation, molecular function: RNA polymerase II cis-regulatory region sequence-specific DNA binding; DNA-binding transcription factor activity, RNA polymerase II-specific. The record is from RefSeq and is a predicted model, not a curated record. The transcript is spliced from 15 exons. Gene Ontology annotation, biological process: smoothened signaling pathway; regulation of transcription by RNA polymerase II. Gene Ontology annotation, cellular component: nucleus. Lineage: Eukaryota; Metazoa; Chordata; Mammalia; Eulipotyphla; Talpidae.
CGCGCCUCGGACGCGGGUCUGUGGGAAGUUUGGGGACUUGACAGUCGCCGCCGCCGCAGGCCUUCCUGGUAGCAGAGAGCUGAAGUAAUGAGAAGACACCAUGGAGGCCCAGUCCCACAGCUCCACGACCACUGAGAAGAAAAAGGUUGAGAAUUCCAUAGUGAAAUGCUCCACUCGACCAGAUGUCAGCGAGAAAGCCGUGGCCUCCAGCACCACUUCCAAUGAGGAUGAAAGUCCUGGACAGACCUAUCACAGAGAGAGAAGAAACGCAGUCACCAUGCAGCCACAGAGUGUCCAGGGACUCAGCAAGAUCAGUGAGGAGCCCUCAACAUCCAGUGAUGAGAGGGCCUCACUAAUCAAGAAGGAGAUCCAUGGGUCCCUGCCGCACCUGGCCGAGCCCUCCGUCCCCUAUCGAGGGGCCGUGUUUGCCAUGGACCCCAGGAAUGGCUACAUGGAACCCCACUAUCACCCUCCUCAUCUUUUUCCUGCAUUUCAUCCUCCUGUGCCAAUUGAAUCGCGACACCACGAGGGGCGUUACCAUUAUGAUCCAUCUCCGAUUCCACCGUUGCAUGUGCCUUCUGCCUUAUCUAGUAGCCCAACGUAUUCGGACCUACCCUUCAUUAGGAUCUCCCCGCACCGGAAUCCUGCUGCAGCAUCUGACUCCCCCUUCAGCCCUCCACAUCCCUACAUCAACCCUUAUAUGGACUACAUCCGGUCUCUGCACAGCAGCCCGUCCCUCUCCAUGAUCUCAGCAGCCCGGGGCCUGAGCCCCACAGAUGCCCCCCACGCUGGAGUCAGCCCAGCUGAAUACUACCAUCAGAUGGCCCUGCUGGCCGGCCAGCGCAGCCCCUACGCAGACAUCAUCCCCUCGGCUGCCACCGCGGGUGCUGGGGCCAUCCACAUGGAGUACCUGCAUGCCAUGGAUAGCACCAGAUUCCCCAGCCCCAGGCUGUCAGCCAGGCCGAGCCGAAAACGCACACUGUCCAUAUCACCACUGUCCGAUCAUAGCUUUGACCUUCAGACCAUGAUAAGGACAUCUCCCAACUCCUUGGUGACCAUCCUCAAUAAUUCCCGCAGCAGCUCUUCAGCAAGUGGCUCCUAUGGUCACUUAUCUGCAAGUGCAAUCAGCCCUGCCUUGAGCUUCACCUACCCUUCCGCACCAGUGUCUCUCCACAUGCAUCAGCAAAUCUUAAGCCGACAACAGAGCUUAGGUUCUGCCUUUGGACACAGUCCUCCGCUCAUCCACCCCGCCCCAACUUUUCCAACACAGAGGCCUAUUCCAGGGAUCCCUGCAGUUCUGAACCCCGUGCAGGUCAACUCUGGCCCUUCCGAGUCCGCACAGCACAAGCCCACAAGUGAGUCUGCAGUGAGCAGCACCGGGGAUCUGAUGCACAACAAGCGUUCCAAGAUCAAACCCGAUGAGGACCUCCCAAGCCCGGGGCCACGGGGCCAGCAGGAGCAGCCAGAAGGAACAACCCUGGUGAAGGAGGAAGGGGACAAAGAUGAAAGCAAGCAGGAGCCUGAAGUCAUCUAUGAGACAAACUGCCACUGGGAAGGCUGCACCAGGGAGUUUGACACCCAGGAGCAGCUGGUGCACCAUAUAAAUAACGACCAUAUUCAUGGAGAGAAGAAGGAAUUUGUGUGCCGGUGGCUGGAUUGCUCAAGGGAGCAGAAGCCCUUCAAAGCCCAGUACAUGCUGGUGGUGCACAUGCGGAGACACACGGGAGAGAAGCCUCACAAAUGCACUUUUGAAGGUUGCACAAAGGCCUACUCGAGACUAGAAAACUUGAAAACGCACUUGAGAUCUCACACUGGAGAGAAACCGUACGUCUGUGAGCAUGAAGGGUGCAACAAGGCUUUCUCCAACGCCUCAGACCGCGCCAAGCACCAAAACAGAACACAUUCCAAUGAGAAACCAUACGUGUGCAAGAUCCCAGGCUGCACCAAACGCUACACAGACCCAAGCUCCCUCCGAAAACAUGUAAAGACAGUGCAUGGUCCAGAGGCUCAUGUCACCAAGAAGCAGCGUGGGGACAUACAUCCUCGGCCCCCACCACCUCGGGAUUCUGGCAGCCAUUCACAGUCCAGGUCGCCUGGCCGGCAGACUCAGGGAGCCCUUGGUGAGCAGAAGGAUCUCAGCAAGACUACCUCAAAGCGUGAGGAAUGCCUUCAGGUGAAAACGGUCAAGGCAGAGAAGCCCAUGACAUCUCAGCCAAGCCCUGGUGGUCAGUCUUCAUGCAGCAGCCAACAGUCCCCCAUCAGCAACUAUUCCAACAGUGGGCUCGAGCUUCCUCUGACUGAUGGAGGUGGUGUAGGAGACCUCAGUGCCAUUGAUGAAACCCCAAUCAUGGACUCAACCAUUUCCACUGCAACCACGGCGCUUGCUUUGCAGGCCAGGAGAAACCCGGCAGGGACCAAAUGGAUGGAGCAUGUAAAACUAGAAAGACUCAAACAAGUGAAUGGAAUGCUUCCUCGACCGAACCCUAUUCUACCCCCUAAAGCCCCUGCUGUCUCUCCUCUCAUAGGAAAUGGCACACAGCCCAGUAAUAGCUGCAGUUUGGGUGGGCCGAUGACCCUUCUUCCGAACAGAAGCGACCUUUCUGGGGUGGACAUCACCAUGUUGAACAUGCUCAACAGGAGGGACAGCAGCACCAGCACCAUCAGCUCGGCCUACUUGAGCAGUCGCCGCUCCUCAGGCAUUUCGCCUUGCUUCUCCAGCCGCAGGUCCAGCGAAGCGUCCCAGGCCGAGGGGCGGCCCCAGAACGUGAGUGUGGCCGACUCCUAUGACCCCAUCUCCACUGACGCCUCGCGCCGGUCCAGCGAGGUCAGCCAGUGCGACGGCCUGCCCAGCCUGCUCAGCCUCACGCCCGCCCAGCAGUACCGCCUGAAAGCCAAGUACGCGGCCGCCACCGGUGGGCCUCCACCCACCCCGCUGCCCAACAUGGAGAGGAUGAGCCUGAAGACCCGCAUGGCCUUGCUUGGAGAUGCCCGCGAGGCCACAGGGACGCUGCCUCCUGUGCACCCUCCCCGGAGAUGUAGCGAUGGGGGUGCCCACAGCUAUGGCCGGCGCCCGCUGCUGCCGCAUGAUGGGCUUGGCAAUGGUGUGAGAAGAGCCAGCGACCCCGUGAGGACCGUCUCAGAGAGCCUCUCCCUGCCCAGGGUGCCAAGGUUCAGCAGCCUUAACAGCUUCAGUCCUCCCGGUUUGCCUUCAUCCCUGGAAAAGCGUAACUUAGUGCUUCAGAAUUAUACACGGCCCGAGGGUGGUCAGUCCCGCCACUUCCACUCCUCUCCCUGCCCCCCCAGCAUCACUGAGAAUGUCACCCUGGAGUCCCUGAGCAUGGACUCAGAAGUGAACCUGAAUGAUGAGGAUUUCUUGCCCGAUGAUGUGGUGCAGUAUUUAAAUUCCCAGAACUUGGUAGGAUAUGAGCAACACUUCCAGAGUGCCAUCUCUGACGACAGCAAAGUGCCCCAUGGGCCUGAGUUGGGGAGUGGCCAUGGUGACCUUGACCCAGCUGGGCUGCCAGAUAACCAUGCCAGCCAGCAGUACCGUGGCCUGGAGCAGCCCAGCACUGACGCCAACAAAAGCGACCUGCCCAUUCAGUGGAAUGAGGUCAGCUCGGGCAGUGCAGACCUGUCCUCCUCCAAGCUGAAAUGUGGCCAGCGGGGCCCGGUACAGCAGGCUCGAGCCUUUGGUUUAUGCAACAGCAUGGGCGUGCACCCACAGAAUCCCUUGAGGAAUGGCACUGGCCCAGCUGGAGGGUAUCAGACCCUUGGGGAGCAUGGCAUCUCCUACAGUGGUCCAGAACACUUGGUGAGCCAAACUGGCAGCACUGUCCCCAACGGAAACGCUUUCCAUGAACAGCCCUACAAGACCCAGCAGUAUGGGAACUGCCUCAAUAGGCAGUCAGGGCUCCCCGGCUCACUUGAUGGUACCUGUGGUGCUGGGAUCCAAGUGUCAAAGCUGAAAAGCACCACCAUGCAAGGGAACAGGAGCCUGCCAGACUUUGGCCUGCUGGUGGCACCAAGUGAGUCUGCUGGCAGCACAGUGAAUGGCGUGCUGACCCAAGACACAGUGGGACAGAGGUAUUUGGCUCAUCAGCUACAAAGCGACAGCAUGAACCCCCAAGGGGCAGGCCGCCCAGGUCAGCAGAUGCUAGGGCAGGUUAGUGCUACCUCACACAUCAACGUCUAUCAAGGGCCGGAAGGCGGCCUACCAGGGCCUCCCAGCAUCAGCAGCCAGCCGUCAAGCUUGGCAGUUAUCAGGGGCUACCAACCGUGUGCCAGCUAUGGGGGCAGCAGGCGCCAGGCUGUUCCAAGGGGUGGCCUUGCUCUCCAGCAAGGACAGCUCAGUGACACAAGUCAGACCUGCAGGGUGAACGGCAUCAAGAUGGAGAUGCAAGGGCAGCCCCAUCAGCUCUGUUCCAAUGUGCAGAGUUACUCUGGUCAGUUCUAUGACCAAACCAUGGGCUUCAGUCAGCAGGACAUGAAAGCUGGCUCGUUCUCCAUUUCCGAAGCUAGCUGCCUGCUGCAGGGGACCAGUGCUGAAAACUCGGAGUUACUUUCCCCAGGUGCUAACCAGGUGACAAGCACAGUCGACAGCCUCGACAGCCACGACCUAGAAGGGGUGCAGAUAGAUUUUGAUGCCAUCAUAGAUGAUGGGGACCACGCCAGCCUGAUGUCAGGAGCCCUGAGCCCAAGUAUCAUUCAGAACCUUUCCCAUAGCUCCUCCCGCCUCACCACACCGCGAGCGUCCCUCCCGUUGCCAGUGCUCUCCGUCAGCACCACCAACAUGGCCAUCGGGGACAUGAGUUCUUUGCUGACCUCCCUCGCGGAAGAAAGCAAAUUCCUUGCCGUUAUGCAAUAGGCUUUAGGAAAAAAGGACUGCCAACAGACGUGAAACUUUAGGAGUUUAAAAGAUUAAAGUGACUUGGUUUUUUGCUGGUUUAUGUUUUUAGUUCUGUAUGUAUUUUAGUAAUCUCAUCUCACCUUACUGGGAUGUGUUUCAAGUAUAUUCCUUUUAUGGAAAAGGACUCUGCAAAACCCUAAAGUGUUCUAGGGAGAAACUGUCUUUCAUUUCAGUUUUGAAUCAGUAUUGUUACACUCGAACCGCCCUCUUUUUUUUUUUUUUUUAAAACUGUAAGCCCACCCUUCCCGCCCCCUUUAGUAAACCAGUGUAAAUGUGUGCUGUGCAUGUUCUUUCCUUUUUUGAAGAAGAGGGGAAACUAAAGAAUUUGGCAUGUUUCUCUGUUACUCAAAGGAGACAGGAGUUGGUGUGCUUAUGACCAAGAGGUUACACUUCCAGCUUUUAAAACUUUCCUUUGCAUAUACUCAACUUUUUUUGUUGUUGUUGUUCCCACAUUGGGCACAAGAAUCCGAAUAUGGAGAGUGAGUCUAACUCUUGUGGGUGCACUGUAGUGUAGGUAACAGACUGUUAGCACGCUCCCCAGCCCUAACUCAGAUCAGGACAUACGUUCCACAGUUGCAAACAGUGAAAACCCGGGGCUCUUGCAAAUGAAAGCGUUUAAGUUUAACAUUUAAGUUUAAAAUUCUUCCUGUCCAUCAGAAUGCUUUGGGUGGUACGUCUAUAUGGUCAGUUCUCAGUUAUCUAGUUUGCCUUCUCUCCUCCAUCUACGUGAGCGCUCAGUGCUGCUCAGGGAGGGGGAGGGCACCUGGUGACGCUCACAUUGCUGCCUGCAUCUGUUCUGGUAAGAAGUUAGGUAGAUAUAGAUCGAAGCUAUUGGGUAGAGUUAGUUUGGGGUUUAUUUGUGGGUUUUCUGUAUUUGUUGAUUAGUUUCAUCUCUUUCCCCAUUAUCAUAGAUAACUGAGAAUUGAUUAUAUAUAGUUCUAAGUAUAUAGGUAUUUAAAUAACCCCAUAGCCAGCCUUGUCAUUAGCCUGGAUUAAUUCCACUAUGGUGAAAGAGUACAUCUGUGCGAAGCAUCCUAUUUUAAGGGAUUUAUGAAACUUAGUUUUAAAAGGAAAAGCUCACAUACAAUGACAUUUGAAAUAAAUUUCUUCAGCCAUUUUUAGUGUUUGAGAGCACAAGCGAGGACGCUUAGUAGCUGUGUUGAUGCCUUUUUUUUUUUUACCUCCUAUCUAUUAAAGCUGAAUUCAUUGAAGAAUUAAAUGUUUGAUACAGUUAGUCCCUAAUGUGGACUAAUAGCUUUAAUUUUGUUUUGGAUUAAAACAUUUAAAGAUUUUAAAAGUAAAGCUCCUCAUGUGCAGUUGAUACACAUAAAAGACAUACUAUGUGUGCACAGAGUACAUGGAUUAUCCAGCAUUUUACUUUAAAAAAUGUAAACUAUUGAAAUAAAAUAUUAACAUCUCAGACUACUUGCUGUAUUCUGUCCCCUUGACCCUGGAGUUGGGUUUAUCCAAAGUGAUUCAUGAUCAAUUGUGUGACUUUUCCUCCUUCUUCCGGCUAUUUAAAUUAGUAUUAGAAAGACAAAAUCAAGUAAAUUGAAAUAUUAGCUAAUAGAAAGAAUGUUAGGACUAGCCUGUUUUUCUCAUGUUUAUGGUCUGUCAUUUGGACCAAGACUCUCAGAAUGGAGGUAUAUUGGCCCUUUGACUUUCAGGCUAAGAGAGUUGGGUUUGCUUUCGACUUGAUGCUCCUGAGAUCAGCAGAGGGGUGCUGAGAUACCUUCUCCUCCUGCUGCCAUCCUUCCACCACACAGCCUUCUAAAUCAAAGGAUGCACCCAAUUUGGAACAGCCAAAAAGCUUAAGGACAACGGCUGAUCUCAGGGUAGUGGUGUCCAAUCUACCACUUUUUAACUGAAAAGGCAAGACUUGCUUUGUUUCUCAGAUAGGUUACGAUCUGGUUAUGAAAUCUGUGAUUCAUUCCCCAAAUAAUCAUUUUUCCGUGAGUCUCAAAAUCUCCAGAUCACCAUCUUAACUCUCAUACUUCUAUGGUUUGACCCAAACCCUGUCUUCCUCUGAAAGGCCCUUUCCCAGUAGGUAUUCCUGGUUGUGACCUGCAUUUCUCAGUUACCAUAACGCCUGUGUCACCUUGAAGCGUGACGGUGGUUGGGGUGAGCACUGCAGUCUUCUCCCUCAGCCCUCCCCUGUGCUUUCAGGAGACCCUCCUGGCUGACCCUUUCUUCACUUUUAUCUUUCAUAUUUGUUUCCCUUGCUACUGCCUGUAGACUUGCAGGAGACGCACUUCAGUUUAAUAUUUGCCUUCUCUCUAUGGAAAUCUCAGAAGGAGGAGAGGGAAGAAGAAAUUAGACUCUUCCAGUUCAGUGACCUGUGAUGAUAGUGGAUGGAAGCUCAUGUGAGGCCACUUAGAAGUGUCCUAUCUGGACAAGGAACUCAAGACUUGCUAUCUCCUAUGGCGGGACCCACCGCCAGCCUCCAGCCUUCUCUGCACAUCUCUGGUCUGUGCCUGAGGGAGGAGGUGCCAGUUCAUCAGUGUCACAUCCUGCUUUUUAAUAGAGGCUCGUACAUGGCCCUCCUGCUUGACAUCUGUGUUAAACACAUUUUUGUCAAACCAUUUUGCUUUAUUUUCUAAAAAAAAAAAAAAAAUAAACUAAUGAGACUGCCCCUGCUCCCCACACAUUGGCUCAUCCUCUUGAGCUGGAGUUUUGAUUCUGACGAUGUAUGUGCCUUAUUUUAUGUUACUCUUAUGGAUGCGAGGGACCAGUUGGCAUUGCCCAAUCAGAGCUCGAGGCUGCGGCUUACCAGCCGCGGGUACCCGAUUGUAGCAGAAUCUGAGCUGUCUUGUGACCUGGUUUCCUGUGCUAUUUUGAACUGAUUGGAGGAUGUUCCCUUCUGACAAGUUACUGUUGUGUAUCCUGCAAAUGUGUAAGAUAAAAUACAAGUUCAUUUUUUUCACCUUUUUUAGAUUUUUAAAAAAUGAAAUGUGUAAUCCUUUUUUAAAAGAAACACGUGUAAAUACAUUUAAGUAUUGUAGGCGUAGCGUGCGGACGCGGCCGGCCCGGGCCUUCCUCGAUCAGCCUGCAGCUGCUCGGGGCCCUGCCCUCUCCACCCGGGGCCGCAGGGCAGGGCCGCAGCCGCCACAGACGGACUCUGCUUUCGGAACCACUUAGUCCUUUUGUAACAAAGAAAGAACAAUGUUUCUUACAAUGUCAA